UUCUUUUCUUCAAUUCGCAAUUGACACAGUUCAAUUUUUAUUUAAUUAGUGAUGAACCCUAAAUUUGGUCAAUGCUUAUAAAUUGUUUUAUUGUUUCGUGCAUGAUUGCUAACUGAUAUUUUGUAAGGAAAUGGCACCUGAAGGUUUGUUUCCUGGUGAAGGUCAAAGGGGAGCUGUUGGUGACUAUAACAAUCUUAAAUACCCAAAACUUGGAGAUAUACUAGAUUAUAUUAUUAUACAGCAGCCAGCAUUACUAGAGGCCAUAGAAAUGAGGGAGGCAAAGCUUCUUUUCCCUUCAAAAACAUAUGUGGCUAUGAUCAAAUUUCUGUUGAAAUGCUUUGAGGCAGAUACAGAACAAUACAGGACAGUAGAAAGAAUUCUGGAGUAUUGGCCUUCAGUGGAGAAUAUGUGUUUGCUACUGGAACAUGCUAUGGCAUAUGAAGGCUCUGUUGAGUUGCAUUCAAAUGCCUCCAAGGCACUAAUCACAAUUGGAACUUAUUUUCAAGAGAUGAUAGCAUCACGCUAUGCCAUGAAAAUUUCAUGGUUAAAGCAAUUUUUGGGUCACAUGGAUUUCGAUACCUGUGAAGCUAGUUGUGUCUUCCUUUUCAAUUUUUGCACUUUCUACUGUAGUCAAUUUGUGUAAGAAACUUCCUUCUGAAUGUCCUGCACCUUUAAUGGAGGCAGUUCCAAUAUUGUGUAAACUUCUUCA
Molecule: messenger RNA, 709 nt
Organism: Camellia sinensis
Lineage: Eukaryota; Viridiplantae; Streptophyta; Magnoliopsida; Ericales; Theaceae
Source: RefSeq, a predicted model, not a curated record